This is a messenger RNA of Tympanuchus pallidicinctus (lesser prairie-chicken), 1823 nucleotides long. RefSeq lists its product as uncharacterized. Bases 1 to 1353 code for a protein of 450 amino acids. The record is from RefSeq and is a predicted model, not a curated record. NCBI's taxonomy places the organism in Eukaryota, Metazoa, Chordata, Aves, Galliformes, Phasianidae. The transcript has 7 exons.
AUGACCUUGGGCAGCCCAGUAAAAACGCAGUAUGGCCUCGUAGUGGUCAGCGGGGUCCCAGAGGAACAAGUAGGAGCUGGGAGGAGUGCAGAGCAGGCUGGUGCUGGCUCUCUGGCUGGAGAUUCAGACUUCAGGGCCGGCUCUCAGGCUGUGGCUUCAGGCCUGAAGCUGGUGCCGGCUUCUCGUGCUGUGGCUCCAGUUCCCCAGUCAGCUCCCGUUGCCUCUCGGCGUUGCCUCGACUCUCCUUGUGCAAAGUCGGUGCCCCCGAUGGAGAUGUUCAGCCUGGAGGAGCUGGAGGAGCGGCAGCUCUUGGCUGCCUGCAGCCACCCCAGCAUCCCCAGAGAUGGGCACGGGGACCUGGGGGGGCUUUGGCGAGAUCCGUGCCCGCGGCAGCUUGGCCUAGCGCCGGCGUUUGUGGCGUGGCGCACGGUGGCAGCGUGGCAGCUUCCUGUCUGUGGCUGGGAUGCUGCCAGCGUGCUGCCUGUGCGCGGUGCUCUGGCCUCUGGUGGUGGAGCAGGCGGGCGUUGGGCUGGUGGGCGGCGCGGUGCUGUCCCCGUGGUGCUGGUCUGCCAGCCGGCAGGAGAUGCAUCCGGCUGGCAGUGCGAGGUGCCUGAGCAGCACGUGGGGCUGUUUGUGCGGCGCCUCUUCCACGAGCCGCCCAGUGCGCAGCAGAGGAGGCACGGGGCGCUUGGCUGGCUCGGUGCUGUCCCCGUGGUGCUGGUCUGCCAGCCGGCAGGAGAUGCAGCCGCGUGGCAGUGCCAGUCGGGGGAGAACCACCCGGGGCUGCCUCUGCUGCACCUCUCCCAUCGGGUGUGCAGUGCUGGGCGAUGGAGGUGUGGGGGAAGGCAGUGGGCUGGGCAGUGCCAGGCGGGUGAGAAUCACCCGGGGCUGCCUUCGCAGCACCUCUUCCAUCAGGUGUGCAUGGUUUGGCGAUGGCGGUGUGGGAGCAGCCAGGGCGCUUGGCACGGGCAGCUGAGGGGAUGCUGCCUGGUGCCCAAGUGGGUUGUUGAGGAGCCCAGGUUCAGCAUCUGUGUCGCUGCUGAGCUCCCGGCUGGCCCUGGGGGAGUGAGGCAGCUCUGUGAUGGAAGAGGAGUUGAGGCUGCUGGAGGCACGUGCGCUCGGUGGUUCUGUGGCAGUGGUGCGCUGCGUCAGCUCUUCCCUUUUGCAGCUGUCCAGAGCACUCACAGCUUCUGGAAUAGCAGAACAUCCCCCGGAACGAUGAUGGCAGCCUUCCCACCCCCGCUUGGUGCAGACACCCACCGGUCAUCUGUGCAGACCACAAACUCACCAUCAAGCCAGAUCGUCCAUGUCUGCGGUGUCGUGCAGGAUGCCUGGGUUGGCUGUCACUUCUGAAGAAGCAAGAAAAUCCCCCGUGGGGCACUGCCGGCUUUCCCGCGCCCACUGGGUGCGAGCACCCCCCCGCCAGCUCUGCUGCCCCCAGACUCACCCUGGUUGAUCCACGUCAGGAGCUCAGCGAUGUCCUCGGCGAUUUCCUCCGGGGUGUCUGCGCUCGUUGUGGCUGCUGGAAAAGCAAGAGCAUCCCCAGUGGGGCGGUGCCAGCUUUCCCACAGCCCCGUGGAGUAGCCAGCCUGCCGCCUGCCCUGCAGCCCCUGAACUCACGGCCUGAUUGCAGCGAGGCAGUGCUGCAGUGACCACGGCCAUCCCCUGAAGCUCCAGUCAUGAAGACCCUGUACGUCAUGUCUGAUGGCCAUCUGUCUGCACUGCCCAUGGCUGUGAUGGGUGCAGCUACCUCAUGUCCCUUCAAACUGCCAGGCAUCCAAGCUUCUCCUCCACCAGCUCUCCACUGACUGCAACGCCUUUGC